AUGUCUCUAUACCUGACCAAACUGGCUAACUUAAGAACAAUCUUCUGUGGCAAUAAAAACCUUAAUUUAUAUCAAUCACUAUGCACUAAGAAGCAAUUACCAGUGCGGAACUACUGCGAAGGUGCUUACAAAGUAAACACAAACGUAAUCAAAGAUGUGAUACUCUUCAAAUACGAUAAUGCAAGGUUCUUCAAAAUGCUUAGCAUAUUCUCAGUAUGCCAGUUUGGUUUCUGGGCAUACCUAUCACACUUUGCAUUUAAUCACCUCAGAGAUGCACCAGUCACAAUGGAAAAGAAAAGUGAGCUUCCUUGGUGGAGAAAGUUCAAUUUAGGGGAGAAUAAGUAUCGAAACACUAUAGCAAUUGGUUCAUUUCUAAUAGGAUAUGGUAUUUUGGUCAUUUCCUGGAUGUAUACCUUAAAAUCAGUUAGGUAUUUAAUCUUGCGCAAGGGUGGAAACGAAAUUACAUUCGUGUGUUAUACGCCAUUUGGUCAGAACCGUAUAUUAAACGUCCCAUUACGAGAUGUUAGCUGCAAAGAAACCCGCCAAGGUGCUCCAUCUCAACUCCCAAUUAAAGUACGAAAUCAUUACCUGCAUUACAUUCUGGAUAUGCGUGGCGAAUUCAAGAAUACGGCUCUUUUCGAUCACACCGCAGGAUUGAAGCGAUCAUUUAAACAGUAGAUCAAUAUCCUGGUAAUAAUAAUAUAUUAAGUACACAGUACCCAAAUAUAAAUAAUGUAACAAUAUAUAUUUCAUUAGGUA
Dalotia coriaria is the source of this 759-nucleotide messenger RNA. RefSeq names its product transmembrane protein 223. The record is from RefSeq and is a predicted model, not a curated record. NCBI's taxonomy places the organism in Eukaryota, Metazoa, Arthropoda, Insecta, Coleoptera, Staphylinidae. The transcript has 2 exons. Gene Ontology annotation, cellular component: mitochondrion. The coding region runs from base 1 to 678 and encodes 225 amino acids. Gene Ontology annotation, biological process: nervous system development.